AUGGCCCAUAAUGUAGCUGAUACGCCUUCAGAAUCCGGCUCCCUCUCUCCUUUAACACAUGUCAUGACCAGGGGUCUCACAGCAGUAGUCGUCUUCAGUCUCAUGUCACUUGUCUCUUCCUUUAUUUUUCUUGUUGUCCUCGCCCGCACUCUUUUUUCCCGGUGGCAAAGAAAAGCCCACGGUGCUCAGAAUCAGUUCCUUUUCCUCAUCUUCAACCUUCUCCUUGCCGACUUCCAACAAGCAAUCGCCUUCUUCAUCAACAUCGAGUGGCUUUUGCGGGAUGCAAUCGACGUCACUUCACCCUCUUGCUACGCCCAGGGCUGGUUCGUAUCCGUCGGCGACCUUGCAAGCGGCUGGUGGGCCGUCGCCAUCGGCCUUCACACUUUCGCCUGCAUAGCUCUGUCCUACAAACUCGAACACCACACCUUCUACAUCGUUUGCGCCACUAUCUGGGCAUUCGUCUUUCUUGCUGCCAUCAUUGGUGUCUCCAACCAUCCCGUCGACCUUUACGUCCGUGCUGGUGCUUGGUGCUGGAUCAACAUCAAAUACCCCAAGCUACGCCUAUGGGGCCACUACUUCUGGAUCUUCGUCGCCGAGUUCGGCACCGUCUUCCUCUACAGCGCCCUCUUCUGGAUCAUCCGCCGGCGCAUCCAGAGAAACCACUUCCGCUGCCCCGCCAAGACGGCCAAAGCCCAACGCGCCGCCUACAUGAUGGUCGUCUACCCGCUCGUCUACGUCGUCUGCACGCUCCCCCUCGCCACCGCCCGCCUCCAGAGCGUCGUCGGCGCCGAGACCAGCAUGGAACACUUGGUCCUCGCCGGCGCCAUGAUCGCCUGCACCGGCUGGCUCGACGUCUCCGUCUUCUGCCUCACCCGCGACGUCCUCGUCUCCCCCGGCAGCAACGAGGACGAUGGCGCCGCCGACAACGACGAGGAAGCCGCUCGCGCGCAGGCCGCCGAGGACGACCUCAUCAACACCUUCCAGUCCUCCUUCCCCUUCUGGAAGAACCGCCAGCUCUUCGGCACCACCACCACCAUCGAGGCCGGCGCCGGCGCCGGCCCCGGCUUCCGCGGCUCCAUCCUCAUCCACAACGGCGGGAGCGACCACGUACUGGUGCGGCAGGACAGCACGGAGCUGCUCAACCCGCCCCGGCUGGCGCCGCGCGCCGUGCUCGCGGUGAAGACGGAGACGACCGUCAUCGUGCGGAGCGACCCGAUGGAGCUGGACGACAUCGCCGGCAUCACGUACGCUCGCGGCCGCAUGAUGCCCGACGGCGCCGACUCGUGCGAGAAGGAGAGGGAGGACAGUUUGAGUUCUGCUUCCAAGUGGAGCGGGAAUAACCGGACGCGCGACGACUCUCCUUGA
This is a messenger RNA of Diplodia corticola, 1365 nucleotides long. RefSeq lists its product as uncharacterized. Bases 1 to 1365 code for a protein of 454 amino acids. Gene Ontology annotation, biological process: cell surface receptor signaling pathway; adenylate cyclase-activating G protein-coupled receptor signaling pathway. Lineage: Eukaryota; Fungi; Ascomycota; Dothideomycetes; Botryosphaeriales; Botryosphaeriaceae. Gene Ontology annotation, molecular function: G protein-coupled receptor activity. The transcript has 2 exons. The record is from RefSeq and is a predicted model, not a curated record. Gene Ontology annotation, cellular component: plasma membrane.